This is a messenger RNA of Tetrahymena thermophila SB210, 1955 nucleotides long. RefSeq lists its product as hypothetical. The transcript is spliced from 2 exons. The record is from RefSeq and is a predicted model, not a curated record. NCBI's taxonomy places the organism in Eukaryota, Ciliophora, Oligohymenophorea, Hymenostomatida, Tetrahymenidae.
GUGUUGCCUUAUCUUAUAAAAUACACUAUAUUUAUAUGAAAACACGCACAAUAAUAUUAAACCCUUUGUUGUUUUUUUGAUAACAGCUUGUAUUUUGACAUAAAUACCUAUCUUGUUUCAAAUAGAUAGAGAUUGUUUGUUUAUUUAUCUAGUAAAUAAUUGAAAAUUUGUAUAGAAUAAAUAAAUGCAUACUUAUAAGCGUGCGUAAGUGAAAAGAAUCGAAAAGAUAUUCAAAAACAAACUAAAAAAAUAAAAAUAAAAAAAAUAAGGAAUAAUUAUUAUUAUAAUAUCAAAUAUUUAAAGAAUCAUCAAUAUUUUAUUACGAAUAAAUAAAUAAGAAUAAAAUGGAAGAGACACCUGCUUAAGCCCAAACUAUUGCUAUCUCUGAAGUAGAAGCUUGGUUAAAAGAAUAACUCAAGCCUUACUUAUAGCGCAUCGAAAAGCUUGAAGAAAAUGAGAAAAAGAAGGACUCCUUAAUCCAUUCUCUUGAAUUAUCCUUAUAGCAAUUGACUUCUAACUUGGCAGCUGCUAAAGAUGCUAAAGUAACAAAGGUCGGACAGAAUGGAUCUCAUACUACUGGAGUUAACGGAGCAAGAAAGCCCACUACUACUGCUGCUCAUACAGAUGAUAAAAAAGAAGAUAAGAAGCCUGUUGUUAAUAGACCAUCAACUGCAAAGCCUACUGAUCCUAAACCUGCUAACGAACAUAAGCCUGCUACUGAAACUAAGCCCGCUACUGAGCAUAAAGUUACUACUACCAGACCUACUACUGCUAAACCUAAACCUGAAGAAAAUAAGGAUGAAAAGAAGUCUGAAGGAUCUGAAAAGAAAGAAGAAAAGAAGCCAGUAUAAAGACCUACAACUGCUGUCAAGAAAGACGAUAAAAAAGACGAAAAGAAAGAUGAAAAGAAAGAAGAAAAGAAACCUAUUACUAAACCCGCUACUACCACUCCUAAGCCUGUCAAAAAGGAUAAUGAACCUAAGAAAGAAACUCCUCAUACUGCAGCCAAGGUAAAUAUUCCAAAAAUAAAUACAUUUCUGCAUAUUUAAAAAAAUUACCUCAAAAAUUAUUAAGAUAUAUAAGUGCAUACAUAAAUAGCAAAUAUUUACAAAUAAAUUAGAAAUAUUAUUAAUAUAAUAAAAGGCGAUAUAAAUAUGAAUAAAAAUGAUUUAUUCUAUUUAAAUUUAAUCUUUAAUAGAAGAAAUAUUUAAAAAUAUAAAAGAAAAAUUUUCAAAAGCAUUGUGUUUACUUAUUUUAAAUCAUAUUUUAAUAAAAUAGGAUGAAAAAAAGGAUGAAAAGAAACCUGCUGUAACCCAUAAAGCUGAUGAUAAGAAAACUCCUGCUACUACUCAUAAGUCUACAACUAGUACUACUCACAAGCCUGCUACCACAACUGCUGCAAAGGGAGGUAAAGAAGCUGCUGCAAAAGAUAAUAAAAAAGAUGCAGCUAAACCAGCAGAAAAGAAGGAAGAUGAAACUAAAGUAGAAGAAAAAAAGGAUGAAAAGCAUGAAGAAGCAGAAAAACAAGCAGCUGAAACUCAUGAAGUAAAGGAAGAAGUUGCUACUACCACAGUUACUAAUGAAUAAUAAUAACAUGAAGAAAAAGCUGAAGAAAAAUAAGAAUAAACAAAUACAGCUGAAGAAAAUUUACUUGAUGGUGUUGAAGGUGAAUAAGAAGCCAAAGAAGGACACGAAGAAUAAUAAGAACACUAAGUCGUUGAAGAUGAUGAACCCAUAUGAAAUAAUUAAUUAAAUUGAAAAGCAAAAUAUGAAUAAUUUAUUCCUUACACUUUUUCAUUACUAAUCUCCUUGCCUUUUCUUUAUAAAAGAAAGGAAAGUAGAUUAGGAUAUUAAAUGUUAAAUCUUUAUUAAUCACCUAUAUAAAUAUUAUUAAAAGUCUAACACUCUUUUAUAUAUCCCUGUAUCAUCAUAUCAUUUAUUGAAAAUUCUCUAUU